GUCACCGGGCGCAACCAUCUGGGGUGGGCGUGGCCUUGGGAGGUGGGCGGGGCCUCAGCGGUGGGGCGGGGGCGGCAGGCGCGAAGCCCCCACGUGCCCAGCCCGGACCCUGCGCCAUGAAGUGCAUCAUCGCUGGCGGCAACGUCAAAGUCCUCGGCCGAGCCGUGCACUCCCUGUCGCGCAUCGGGGAUGAGCUGUACCUGGAGCCCACUGACGGCGGGCUGUCCCUGCGCACCGUCAACUCCUCGCGCUCUGCCUUCGCCUCCUUUCUCUUCGCGCCCCUCUUCUUCCAGCUGUAUGAGGCGGGCAGCCCCCAGCCCCACAGCGAGCUCUUGCGAUGCAAAGUCCUCAUGAAGUCCUUCCUGGGCAUCUUCCGUUCGCUGCCCUCGCUGGAGAAGACGGUGGAGAAAUGCCUCAUCCUGCUCAGGCCCCAUGCCAGCCGCCUGGUCGUACAGCUCCACUGCAAGUACGGUGUCACCAAGACCCACAACCUGGCGUUCCAGGAGUGCGAGCGGCUCCAGGCCGUCUUCGACACACAGCGCUGCGCUAGCCAGCUCUGCGCCCCGGCACGGGUGCUGGCAGAGGCCGUGGUCCACUUCCCACCGACGCUGGCUGAGGUGACGCUGGGGGCUGGCCCCGGGGGCAAGCUCAGCCUGCGCAACUACGUGGAGGAUGAGACAGAGCUGAAAAAGACGAUGGUGACGGAGCUGUGGCUGGCUGAGGAUGAAUUCCAGAUGGUGGCUGUGGUCCCGGGCUCCCACAUCACCUUCUGCCUCAAGGAGUUUCGGGGGCUGCUGACCUUUGCCGAGGCCUCCAACCUGCCCCUCACCAUCCACUACGAUGUGCCUGGCAGGCCGGUGGUUUUCACCCUGGAUGAUGCAGUGCUGGAGGUCCACCUGGUGCUGGCCACCCUCUCAGACACAGAAAGCAACCUGCAGCCCCCCCCAACCAACGGUGUGUCCCACCCGCCUGCCCCAUCAGACGACUUUGCCGACGACCUUGAGUCCUACAUGAUUGCCAUGGAAACCAGUGCCUAUGAGGAGGGCUCAGGGGCACCCCCCAGCCCCACCUUCCCCCUGCGCACCCCACAUCCAGCCGAAAGUGACCCUGAGGAGGAGGAGGAGGAAGAGGAAGGAGCUGUGCCAGGGACCCCGCCUCACAAGAAGUUCUGCUCGCUGUUUUUUGGCUCAGUGCUGAUGCCAAGGGGGCCCAGCCUGGCCCCCACCCAGGAGGUGCUGGCAGAGGACAGUGACAACGAGUACUGAGAGCCCCAAGGACACAGCUGCCAGCUCCCCACCUCUACGUGACACCCCCCUGCCCUGCAGCAUCCAGGCACCAGGACAGGCACCCCCCCGACCCAGCACCGGCCCCCAAACACAGACACCCCCCCAAGACCCAUUACAAGUUUAUUCCCAAAAAAAUCUUCCUGCCCCCCUGCCUCCACUGCCAUCCCAGGGCUGGGCUCUGGGUACCCCCUCGUGCCGGCAGUCCCUGCCCUGGGCCUGUAUUUGGUUCAGCGGAGUGUGGCAGGGGGGGCAGGAUCUUACAAAUAAAAAACAAGUCGAAAGAAAAGCGA
Molecule: messenger RNA, 1576 nt
Organism: Falco peregrinus (peregrine falcon)
Lineage: Eukaryota; Metazoa; Chordata; Aves; Falconiformes; Falconidae
Gene: RAD9A
Product: RAD9 checkpoint clamp component A
Exons: 11
Coding region: 117-1265 (382 amino acids)
Biological process (GO): mitotic intra-S DNA damage checkpoint signaling; cellular response to ionizing radiation; DNA repair
Cellular component (GO): checkpoint clamp complex
Source: RefSeq, a predicted model, not a curated record